This is a messenger RNA of Lycium ferocissimum, 2512 nucleotides long. Its product is annotated as transcription factor DYT1-like. The coding region runs from base 318 to 968 and encodes 216 amino acids. The transcript has 4 exons. Gene Ontology annotation, cellular component: nucleus. Gene Ontology annotation, molecular function: DNA-binding transcription factor activity; protein dimerization activity; sequence-specific DNA binding. Lineage: Eukaryota; Viridiplantae; Streptophyta; Magnoliopsida; Solanales; Solanaceae. Gene Ontology annotation, biological process: regulation of DNA-templated transcription. The record is from RefSeq and is a predicted model, not a curated record.
GGUUAUAGUGCCUGAACCUCCACACACACUCUCUCUUUCUCAUGCCAAUGAGUCCUUUCAAAACACCCCACGUACAUUGUGAUCAAGAAGGAAAUGCCCAACAAACUGCAACAAGAAGAUUCCCACCACCAAAGAAAUGUUUCUGCUGUGAGAAGCACCUAUAUAAACCUAUUGCCUGCCUACAACAAAAACCAGUGCCGUGCCUCUUCUUUGAGCUGCACUCUACAUUAAUCAUUCUCCCUCUUUAGAUUUCCUUUCUAAUUUAGGAUCAGAAUCCAUUUUAACAUACUAUAUCAAUUCUCUCUCACUUUGCAUAAAUGGUAAUUAAGUGUGCUAAAAUGGAAUUCUCCAAUACAUCAUUUGAUGAUUCAAACAUAUCUGAAGAAAGAGAAGUAGGAGGGAGAAUAGACAAAAGGAAGAAAAUUGAGGGUGCAGAUGAAAAAUACAAAUCCAAGAACCUUAACGCUGAGAGAAACAGGCGUCAGAAACUUAGUGAAAGGCUUCUUCAAUUGCGCUCAUUGGUCCCAAAUAUUACAAAUAUGACAAAAGAAACCAUAAUCACUGAUGCAAUCACUUACAUUAGGGAGCUACAAAUGAAUGUGGACAACUUAAGUGAGCAGCUUCUAAAAAUGGAGGCAACUCAUGGAGAGGAAUUGGAGACAAAAAACGAAGAGAUUAUUGAUACUGCAGAGGAGAUGGGUAAAUGGGGCAUAGAGCCUGAAGUUCAAGUGGCUCACAUUGGUCCAACUAAGCUUUGGAUAAAGAUAGUCUGCCAGAAGAAAAGAGGUGGAUUUACUAAACUGAUGGAGGCAAUGAAUGUUCUUGGAUUUGAUCUUAAUGACACCAGUGUCACUGCCUCUAAAGGAGCUCUUCUUGUUACUUCAUCUGUUGAGGUGGUUCGCGGUGGAAUAACUGAUGCUCAUCAAAUCAGAGAUAUCUUGCUGGAGAUCAUCCGCGGAAUCUAUUAGAAACUAGCACUGCAUGAGUCCCUAAUUAAUCAAAUAGAUUUUGAGAUCCCCUAAUAGUAUUAAUCUCAUUCUAGUGCUCUAUUACCAAUAUUAUAUCCUAACGGGAAAAUUUUUGGAGAAAUGUCAAGAUUGCCUGUAGUUUCUAGUUAUGGAUGUCAAAAGGAUUCGAUCUUGCUUUCCAUCACCGAAAGAUGAUAAUCCAUUGGAUCCUAAUUGUCUGAAAAGAGCUUGUGUGCACUCUUUUUUUUUUUUUUUUUUUUUUUCAAAUAUUGCUGAAGCAACAUAUCAUAGGUUACUAAUUACUUUAAUUCUCCUAUCUUGAAUCUAUCGCUUUUCCGUUUUCAUGCAGUCAAGUUUGACUUAAUGUGCUUUUGAAUUGAAUCUUAAUGGUGGGAUCCAGACUCCAUAUCCUUUGGUUUCUAUAUAUGAAACAUUGAAUAGCAUUUUUGGUCACUUUCAGCUCAAGAAACAGUUAAAAUAAUAAACUCAGCAAAGUGUCAAUUGGGUUCGAAUAAGAUUUUGAACAAACACCAAAAUUAGGCGUGUGAAGAGUGACAUUUAUGGCAAACCUUCUACCUAUAAUAUAGGAAGACAGUUGUUCCACUGUGUUUCUUGUUUUCUUCUCUGUUCUUUGACCAUUGUCGUGCUAAAAGAAACUGCCAAAAAUAAACCUGCCUCAAGCAUCACCUGCCCCUGUUAAAACUAUCUCCAAGACUCCAACAGGUCCAAGAAUCCAAAAAAGACUACUUGGAAAUCCGAAUUACACGUUAAAUUUUCAAAAUUUAAGACCGUCAUGGGAAGCAUACCUACCCUUCUUAUACUAUUAAGACGAACAACAAUCUCUCAAGGCUGUCUUCCUCUAUAUUAAUAGGAUUAAAGGCGUGCACAAUUGGAUCAAUAUUCAUAUUUCCCAUGGCUAGGCCAAGAUUUCUCCUCAUUUGCCUAGUUAUAGCUCAAUUAUUCUUGUUGAUGCAAAAUGCUAACGCUGUUAGAAGAUUAGACACAUUGACAUUAGUCCCAAGUCCAUCGCCGGUUGAAGGAAAAGAUGAUCAAACUCCAAUAGUCACACAUAUAAGGACUCAUCACUCUUUCAACAAGUCCAUGGCUGGUGGCGACUUCAUACUUGGAGGAUUUGCCACUGCCCUUAUUGCUUCCAUUUUUUGUUACAUUCGAGUCACACGAAGAGGAAACCAACAUAGUCAGGGUUGAGGCACAGUAUUUUUAAUUCUGUACUCCUUUUGGUUUCCAAUUCCGAUAUAUAUAUAUAAAUACAUAUACAGAGUUAAAUGUUAAGGUGCAUCUGAUCUACUCAAAUAUAUGACAAGUGUUUGCUCAUUUUAGAUGGCUGGAUAAUGUAUUUUGUUCCUCACACCUGCUUUUCUGCACCUAUUCUUCUACCAAUGUAACUUUUAUAUAAAAACUUAGUAUUCGUAUGUGCAUUGUUUCUCACUUUCACAAAGUUAUAGUGUCUUUGUUUCUUCACAUUUAUCAGUAAAAGACCUUAAUCUCUGCUUCAUGAAUCCAGAGAGAAAACCAGCAUAAUA